Geosmithia morbida is the source of this 648-nucleotide messenger RNA. RefSeq lists its product as uncharacterized. Lineage: Eukaryota; Fungi; Ascomycota; Sordariomycetes; Hypocreales; Bionectriaceae. The record is from RefSeq and is a predicted model, not a curated record. The transcript is spliced from 2 exons. The coding region runs from base 1 to 648 and encodes 215 amino acids.
AUGGCUCGUCGUCCGGUUCGGAUCCCAGAGCGCUUUCGUGUUCUGGAACCCCUGCCACCCCCGCGGGCCCAUUGUUGUCAGGUGUUUCCGGAAUCCAACGUUCGAGAUGCUCCUGACGAUGUCCCCUCCGGACCUCCCUUCCUCAAUCCUCCCAGCCCAGCUUCCAAGCGCAGAACUCCGCAGCUCUCCAGGGUGAAGAUGAUCCGGACCCGCAUGGAUUCCCGUCCUACUCGCAACCUCCACUACGUUUCAAAAACUGGAAUCCUAUCACAGGGGUCGGCCGGAGACCUGCGUGCUCCUGAGAAGAAGCGGAAGAGACAGCCGGCAUCGCCGCCGGUUACUAGACGCCACUAUACCGGGACGGGCCUCCGGAGAAGGACGGAGGCACUCGUUCGCCUCUCUUCCAACCAUGAGGACGAGGGCGUGGAUCCCCAGAUCUACCCGCCUGCCUCCCCUAGGAACGGCUCGUCUGAACCGCCCGCGCUUCCGCAAUUCGAUACGUCCAUCUAUGCUCGCCCCCCCCUUCCAUGGGGCCCCCCAGACGGCGAUGGCGCUUCGUCACCCGUGCAAUUCAACCCACCCACCUAUCCCCGUCCUCCCUUCACACAGGGGCCCCCCGACGGAGACGGCCGAGGAUGCUUUCCAUAA